Messenger RNA from Penicillium waksmanii, 816 nucleotides. Its product is annotated as ribosome-recycling factor. Lineage: Eukaryota; Fungi; Ascomycota; Eurotiomycetes; Eurotiales; Aspergillaceae. The coding region runs from base 1 to 816 and encodes 271 amino acids. Gene Ontology annotation, biological process: translation. The record is from RefSeq and is a predicted model, not a curated record. Gene Ontology annotation, cellular component: mitochondrion. Gene Ontology annotation, molecular function: ribosomal large subunit binding. The transcript is spliced from 2 exons.
AUGCUACGCGUCGCGACUCGCCUACCGACUAGGCUCACCACUCAAUCUCGCCCUGUAUUUAAAGGUUGGCAACCUGCUCUCCUCCCUCACCUGACCUCGCCUCAAUCGCAUCUGCACCAACGUACCUUCGCCAAUUCACCCUGCCUAUACAAAAAGAAAGACAAGGGCAGCAGCAAGAAAGCACCCACCUCCGCCUCGGACUCACAAUCAAGCCCUGCCGCUACCGGCUCCGAAGGCCCAGACCCAUUCGAUCUCUCCCACCUUCAAACCGGCAUAUCAACCGCCGUUUCACGAUUGAAAGAUGACCUCUCGAAACUUCGCGCCGGGGGCCGAUUUAACACCGCCACACUAGAAGGAUUAAAAGUCCAGCUCAGCAAGGAUAGUGCCGACUCGUUCAAGCUGGGCGAUUUGGCUCAGGUCGUGCCUAAGGGUGGGCGGAUGGUUACUAUCUUAGCCGCUGAGGAGGAGCACAUCAAACCCAUAUCAUCAUCAAUCAUCUCUUCAAAUCUAUCCCUAACCCCGCAAGCAGACCCCCACAACCCGCUCCAACUCAACAUCCCCAUUCCACCCCCGACAAAAGAAUCCCGAGACCAAAGCGUGACUGUUGCCAAGGCUGCUUUUGAAAAGGCAGCUGCUAGCGUCCGUGAUGCGCGUGGCUCCAUGCACAAACGACUACAGGAUAUGCAGAAGAAGAAGACGGCGAGACCGGAUGAUGUGCGCAAUGCCACGGUCCAGAUGGAGAAGGUUACGGAAAAGGGUCAUAAGGAGGUUAAGGAUUUGUUUGAUGGGGCUAGGAAGAUGUUGGAAACAGCAUAA